AUGAAUCUUCCUCAGUAUGGUUUUGUCUCAAUUGAAUGGAGUCGGCUACAUAGAUCCUUGCUUUUCAAUCAACUGUAUUUGAGGUCAUACUUGAAUCGUAAAAACAGUAUUCAGGAAAAAAUAUUCACACAACGGUUUCAAUGUUAUCCCCAAAACUCCUUUGCUUUAAUUAAUAAUGAAGAAAACAUAGAGAAGGAACCUCACAAGCAAGACAGGUUAGAGAAUGAUUAUUCAUCCAAACAAGAGGAUGCUUAUAAUGGACCAUUUGGAAAAUUAUAUGCAUUUUACAGAUUUACUCGUCCAUAUGCUGCCAUUGGCACAGGUCUGGCAGUAACAUCUGUUUCUUGUCUUCCAGUAGAAACGAUCUCCGAUUUCACUCCAACAUUUUUCAUAGAAGUACUAAAGGCUGUUAUUGCAACAAUAUUGGCUCACAUUUAUGUAGUUGGAGUGAAUCAACUAUAUGAUAUAGAAAUUGACAAGGCCAACAAAAAACUUGUUCCAAUCGCCUCUGGAAUCUUCUCAAUUGGAACUGCUAAGGCCAUUGUUUGGAUAGUCACAUUGCUGAGCCUUUCUAUGGGAGUGAUGUCUCAAUCUCCAGCAUUUCUCUGCGGCAUCCGUGCAUGCUUAAUAUAUGGAACCGUAUAUUCAGUUGACGAUGUGCCAGAUGUUGAUGGAGACGAAGAAAAUUCCAUUGUCACCUCUAGCACCAAACUUGGCAAAGAAAGAGCAUUCUCCCUCGGCAUUAAUAUCCUUUUGAUUGCUUAUGGUCUUGGAAUGAUAAUAGGGGUUUCUUCUUCAUCUUUGUUGUUCAAACUUAUCACAAUAUUGGGUCAUUCUGCCAUUGCUGCUGUUCUGUCACUUCGUUCUAGGACUGUUGAUCUUAAAGAUAAAUUAUCUACACAAUCAUUUUAUAUGUUCAUAUGGAAGUUAAUCUAUGCUGAGUGCUUCCUUCUUCAAUUUGUACGCUGA
Macadamia integrifolia is the source of this 969-nucleotide messenger RNA. RefSeq names its product homogentisate geranylgeranyltransferase, chloroplastic-like. Gene Ontology annotation, cellular component: membrane. Bases 1 to 969 code for a protein of 322 amino acids. The record is from RefSeq and is a predicted model, not a curated record. NCBI's taxonomy places the organism in Eukaryota, Viridiplantae, Streptophyta, Magnoliopsida, Proteales, Proteaceae. Gene Ontology annotation, molecular function: transferase activity, transferring alkyl or aryl (other than methyl) groups. The transcript has 10 exons.